Messenger RNA from Vigna angularis (adzuki bean), 1150 nucleotides. RefSeq names its product putative disease resistance protein RGA4. Lineage: Eukaryota; Viridiplantae; Streptophyta; Magnoliopsida; Fabales; Fabaceae. Bases 446 to 1030 code for a protein of 194 amino acids. The record is from RefSeq and is a predicted model, not a curated record. The transcript has 2 exons.
CUUCGAUCAUCCGAUGGUAGUCAAUCACUUUGAGUUAAGAAUUUGGGUAUGUAGUUUUUCGGAUUUCAGUUUUAAGAGAAUGAUGGAAGCUAUCAUCAAAGCAGCUUUUGGGUGUGACUGUGAGGACUUAUCUAAUGUCAAAUCAGUGCAGUGAUCUAGUUUCUCCUAAUGUAUUGAAAUGUCAAUCUUUGCGGGUGCUUCAGUUACGACUAAAGAGAGAAUUGUCACCUUUAAUUGGUGAUUUAAAGCAUCUAAGGUACUUGAAUCUUUCCAAGGGUGACUUCACAACUCUUCCAGAAUUCAUAUGUAAACUGUGGAAUUUGCAAAUCUUGAAAUUAGAUUACUGUAAACAUCUCCGGAAGUUGCCCGACAAUUUGAUAGACUUAAAAUUUCUUCAAAAGCUAUCUUUUAAAGGUUGCCACAAAUUAUCAAGCUUCUUCCUCAGAUGGGGAAGUUGAGUAACCUGAGGAGUUUAACCUCGUUCUUUGUUGGCAACGAAAGAGGGUUCCUUUUGGCAGAAUUGGGAGGAAUGAGGCUGAGAGAAGAUCUUGAGAUGAAGAAUCUGGGAAGAGUGAAAAGUGUAAAGGAUGCGAUGGAAGCCAAUAUGUCAAGUAAGAGAUUGAAGGAGUUGAGGUUGUCAUGGGACAGAAAUGAAGAGACUAAAUUAGGAGAAAAAGCUGAGGAGAUUCUUGAAGUGCUUCAACCAGAUAUCCAACAGCUUGUGAGUUUGACAGUAACAGGAUACACAGGUGGUCGUUUCCCGAGAUGGUUGUUUAGUGGUUCUCUGAAGAAAUUGCAGAUUGAAAGAUGCAAAGAGUUGAAAGGUUUUCACGAGUCUUUAGAAUCCAUGACUGGCCUGCACUCGUUGAGAUUAUGUGAUCUUCCAAACAACCAACUACUGAAAAGGCUGGAAAGAUUGGAGAUUUACGCUUGCCCUGCCUUAGAGGAGCUAAUAUGUCAUUCGUCUACAGUGCUUCCUCUUUGCGAAAUUAGAGUGGACGGACGCUUGUCUUAUUUUAGACAAGGUUAAAGAAGUCCUUGUUAAAUUUAAAUGCAGAUUAUUUUGAUGUCUACUUUAAAUCAUCAUGGUCUCGUACAAAAAGACCGUUUAUUGGAGAAUGCACUAGUGUUAUGUUUAGAUAGAUUUGAC